Molecule: messenger RNA, 704 nt
Organism: Dama dama (fallow deer)
Lineage: Eukaryota; Metazoa; Chordata; Mammalia; Artiodactyla; Cervidae
Gene: C23H20orf204
Product: chromosome 23 C20orf204 homolog
Exons: 4
Coding region: 117-704 (195 amino acids)
Source: RefSeq, a predicted model, not a curated record
UUGGCCGGGCUCGGAACUGGACCUGGAGUGGCAGCCGCACUCCCCACCUGAGGACCCCAGGAUCAUGUCCGAGGCCCCCUGGCGGGAGUGAGGGAGGGCCUGAUCCUGAGAGGCCCAUGGGGCCUCCCAAGCCCGCGCUCUGGGCGCUCCUGCUGAUGUUGUUGGGGGCCGCUCCGGGCCGGGCCGGGAUCGGCGCCUGCAGCGUCCCCGACGUGCUUCACCACUACCGCGCGGUCAUCUUCGAGGACCUGCAGGCCGCGGUGAGGUGGACCAGGCCAAGGGUCGAAGGGGCUGGACCGGGCUCCAGACACCUCCAUUUCAUUCAGAAAAACCUGACUGGAGACGCGGUCUCCCGACGGCGGGGCCGGGUGGGAGUCUCAUGUGGCGCCCAGAAGGAGCACAGUAUCCUACUGUCCAUCGUGGCCCUGGGUCGGACCCUACGUGGGGCGGUGGCUGGGGGCCGCCGCGGGGCUCUGGAGAAGGCGGCGUGGACUGUGGCGGUGCGCACUGAGGCGGUGAUGCGACGCCACUGCCGGAAGCUGCGCCAGCGGAGCUGGCGGAGCUGGCGGCCGGAGACGCGCCCUUCUCGGCGUCCAGGCGGCCGCAGGAGGCUCCUGCUGCGCGCCCUGGACGCCGUCGCCACCUGCUGGGAGAAGCUGUUCGCGCUGCGCGCCGCGGCCACCGACGGCUCCUGGGGCUCCUAG